AUGCAUUACCAAAAAAAUCAUCAUAAAAACCGGUGGAAGUUUCGGCUGCCGCCGGGGAGCUACGGCCUGCUGUUCAUCGGCAAGACGCUACAGCUGAUAUCUGCUUACAAGAGUGUCAAUCCGGAGUUGUUCAUGGACGAGCACGUGAGGCGCUACGGGUCGAUCUUCAUGACACACGUAUUCGGCGAGACGACGGUGUUCUCGGCGGACCCGGAGCUGAACCUGUUCAUUCUGCAGAACGAAGGGAAGCUGUUGGAUUGCAGUUACCUCGGUUCCAUAUCGAACCUGCUCGGAAAACACUCUCUUCUCUUGAUGAAAGGCACUCUGCACAAGAGAAUGCACUCGCUCACCAUGAGCUUCGCCAACUCCUCAUCAUCAAGGAUCACCUUCUCCACGACAUCGACCGCUUCAUCCAAACAAUCCACGUCUCAAUAG
Messenger RNA from Vigna angularis (adzuki bean), 435 nucleotides. Its product is annotated as cytochrome P450 90A1-like. Gene Ontology annotation, molecular function: oxidoreductase activity, acting on paired donors, with incorporation or reduction of molecular oxygen; monooxygenase activity; heme binding. Gene Ontology annotation, biological process: brassinosteroid homeostasis; multicellular organism development; sterol metabolic process. The transcript has a single exon. NCBI's taxonomy places the organism in Eukaryota, Viridiplantae, Streptophyta, Magnoliopsida, Fabales, Fabaceae. The record is from RefSeq and is a predicted model, not a curated record. Bases 1 to 435 code for a protein of 144 amino acids.